AUGAACAUAGCCAAAUCAAGAGACGUGGAUAUGGUGAUCCAGGCAGGAGACUUGUUCCAUAUCAACAAGCCGUCGAAGAAAUCAUACUACCAUGUGAUCCGCACAUUACGCGAGUGCUGCUGGAUCGACCGGCCACGAGAAUACAAGCUUGUUUCCGACCCGUCGGUGGUGAUGUCGACGCGACACUUCAACUAUCCGUGCGAGUACGACCCCAACAUCAACGUUGGGAUGCCCGUGUAUGCGAUCUCGGGCAACCACGACGACGCAACGGGAGAUGACCUGUUGUCGCCGCUGGACCUGCUUUCUGUGGGCGGGUUGUUGAACCAUUUUGGCCGCGUCACUAAUAACGACGAUAUCAAGAUCAGUCCGCUGUUGUUCCAGAAAGGCUCCACGAACUUUGCCCUGUACGGGCUCCAAAGCAUUCGCGAAGAGCGGCUGAAAAGGACGCUUGCGGCAGGAAACGUCGAGUUCCUGCAGCCGGACGAUAGCAACGACUGGUUCAACCUAAUGUGCAUCCAUCAGAACCAUGUGCCCCGGCCAGGAACACGGAUUGUUGAAGAGGUGCAUCUGCCCGGGUUUCUAGACUUUGUGUUCUGGGGCCACGAGCAUGAGUGUCUGCCAACGCCAAACCACAACCUCACGACGGGAUUUGAUGUUCUCCAAGGCGGAUCUUCUGUGGCUACGUCUUUGAGCGAGGGAGAAGUGCCUGACAAACACGUUUACCUGAUGAAGGUGAAGGGGAAGGACUACUCGCUGGAACCCAUCCGGCUGAAGUCUGUGCGUCCCUUUGCAAUGAAAGAUGUUGUUCUGAGCGAGUCAGGGAUCCCUGCCACCUCUGGUAGCAAGGACGAGGUGACAAAUUUGCUAAUAGACGAGGUGGAGUCCUUGAUAGAACAGGCUACCGAGAAGUGGAAAGACGCCAACAAGGAACUUCUUGAAACGCUCGUUGAUAUAGACAUCCCAUUACCGUUGAUCAGAUUGCGUGUGGAGUACAGCGGAGGGUACGAUGUGGAAAAUCCGCGCCGUUUUUCCAAUCGGUUUGUUGGUAAGGUUGCAAACAUUAACGAUAUUGUGACAUUUUUCAGAAAAAGAACUGUUGGAAACAAACUAGCAUCUACAAUGAACAAGAAGAAAGGAACGGAGGACACCGAGCUUGAGAUCCGCGAAGGAACGCUCAAUAUCGGCGACUUUGUUCAACGGUACCUGGACGAGGACGAUUUGCUACUGCUCAAGAAAACCGACAUGUCCAAGGUGAUCGAGGACUCUGUCGCCAAAGACGACAAACAAUUGAUCAAGAAGUUCAUUGAGGACGAGCUCGGCAACGACCUGGACCUGUUGCUUAAGCUGAAGGUGAGCGAUUCCGCCGACGUUGAAGGCCAGUCUCUUGGGGAGCUAAAGAAAGGGUUCCGCAGGAUUGUCAAGGAGAUCCGCGCCAAUACAAAGUACAGCGCUAAAGAGAAGGCGCGGGAGUCUGGCGACAUCAAGUCCGACCUAUUCGUGGACUCGGAUGAAGAACAUUCCACCAGAGGUCGGCGCAGACCAAAACCAGAUACAGUGCCUGAUCUGACUCAGUUCAUGAGACCUACCGAAAUCGCAUCGGAAAGCUCUGACGAUGGGCUUAUCGAGAUCGAGGAGCCCCGCAAGCCGGCAGCCAAGAAGCGCGCCAAGACUCGCAAAACACAAAAGCCGGUCAGCAUGUUUGGCAGCGUAGCUCGCUGA
Ogataea philodendri is the source of this 1719-nucleotide messenger RNA. RefSeq lists its product as uncharacterized. The transcript has a single exon. Gene Ontology annotation, biological process: mitotic intra-S DNA damage checkpoint signaling; mitotic G2 DNA damage checkpoint signaling; double-strand break repair via nonhomologous end joining. The coding region runs from base 1 to 1719 and encodes 572 amino acids. Gene Ontology annotation, molecular function: 3'-5'-DNA exonuclease activity; manganese ion binding; DNA endonuclease activity. The record is from RefSeq and is a predicted model, not a curated record. Gene Ontology annotation, cellular component: nucleus; Mre11 complex. Lineage: Eukaryota; Fungi; Ascomycota; Pichiomycetes; Pichiales; Pichiaceae.